Messenger RNA from Homalodisca vitripennis (glassy-winged sharpshooter), 1516 nucleotides. Its product is annotated as prohibitin-2-like. NCBI's taxonomy places the organism in Eukaryota, Metazoa, Arthropoda, Insecta, Hemiptera, Cicadellidae. Gene Ontology annotation, biological process: mitochondrion organization. The record is from RefSeq and is a predicted model, not a curated record. Bases 262 to 1263 code for a protein of 333 amino acids. Gene Ontology annotation, cellular component: membrane; mitochondrion. The transcript has 8 exons.
CAGAAGAAGAGAAGACUUCUUUUCUCGAUUUCUUCUCGUUCACACACUGGCAUCGGGUGAUAAAGUUGUUUCUGUAUAUUUUGCACGCCUUGCAUCAUCUAAGUUUGUUUCUAAAUUGUUGUAAAAUUUAGUGAGUGUACGUUAGUUGUGGACCAGCCUAUUUGUCUCACUUAUAUAAUAAAAAAGACGAAUCUAGGAUUGUGAUUUUUAGUGACUUUGGUGUUUUACAAAUUCUUUUUGGUUAGCCGGUAGGAUAUUAGGAUGGCCCAAUCAAAAUUUACUGAUAUGGCUAAUCGAUUAGGAAAUAAUCCAAAGGGCUUAGGGACUGGCUUGAAAAUACUUGCUGCUGCUGGUGCAGCAGUGUAUGGAAUAAGUCAGUCAAUGUUCACAGUUGAAGGUGGUCACAGAGCUAUAAUAUUCAGCAGGUUAGGUGGUAUCCAGAACGACAUCUAUACAGAAGGACUACAUUUUAGGAUACCAUGGUUCCAGUAUCCAAUCAUUUACGAUAUCAGGUCCAGGCCAAGGAAAAUUUCUUCUCCUACUGGCUCAAAAGAUUUACAGAUGGUAUCAAUAGGUCUCCGAGUCCUGUCACGACCAAACGCUUCCAAGCUCCCAGAGAUGUAUCGACAGUUAGGUCUGGACUACGAUGAGAAAGUGUUGCCGUCAAUCUGUAACGAAGUCCUAAAAUCAGUCGUUGCCAAAUUCAAUGCCUCACAGUUAAUAACAAUGAGACAACAGGUAUCAUUGAAAGUGAGACAAGAGCUGAUAGAGAGAGCCCAAGACUUCAACAUCAUUCUAGAUGAUGUUUCCAUCACAGAACUGAGCUUCGGCAAGGAGUACACAGCUGCAGUAGAGGCCAAACAGGUAGCUCAACAAGAAGCACAGAGAGCAGUCUUCGUAGUCGAGAGAGCAAAACAAGAAAGACAACAAAAAAUUUUCCAAGCUGAGGGUGAAGCAGAAGCUGCCAAGAUGUUGGGUAUAGCUGUUGGACAGAACCCUGGUUACCUGAAACUGAGGAAAAUCCGAGCAGCUCAGAGCAUUUCUCGAACGAUUGCCAACUCCCAGAACAAGGUCUACCUCAGUGGAUCAGCUCUUAUGUUGAACAUCAAUGACCCUGCUUUUGACGACCUCAGUGAGAAGCUUAAAAGCCCGCGGCCAUAUUUCUCACCCCAACCGGCCAGGGGGGGUGGCGGGGAGGUGAAUGCGGCUGUGACCGACACUGUCCAACAAACGGCGGCGCAGAUAGUCACCAGUCGGGCGUAAAGUCCACGUCCACACACAUUAUAGACAAAUGUACAACUACCUCUUUGGAACUCAAAUUUCUUGAUUGCGACAUUUUUAAUUUGGCUUCAGUUAAAAAAUAAUGCUUAGUAACUUUAGAAGACAUUCACAAUACUUCCCUGAAACUUAAUUUCACAGAGAGCUUCGGACACUUUAUUAGUUAAGGGAGUUACUACUGUAGUUUUUGUAAUAAGUAAUUUUUAUGUAAGGGAAAAUUAAAAUAAACUAAUACGUU